CAAAAAACAUAGGACAUACCAUCUAACUCUCCACCUCUUCCUCUAACUCUCUCUCUCUCUCUCAUCUCUCCCUUCUCAUCCCUCUUACAUCUCUCUCUCUCUCAUACACACUCGCUGAAUCACACACACACACACAAACAUUCAUAUGGCUGAGAGCGGUGGUGGGAUCAAGCUAUUUGGAGCAACAAUUGCAGUGCAAGUUAGACAAGCCAAAGAUGAAGGAAACAAAGGAGAAGAACAACAAACGGUAGAAAAAAGGCCAGACAAGAUCAUACCAUGUCCUAGAUGCAAAAGCAUGGAAACCAAGUUUUGUUAUUUCAACAAUUACAAUGUUAACCAGCCAAGACACUUUUGCAAGAAUUGCCAGAGGUAUUGGACGGCUGGCGGGGCCCUUCGAAACGUGCCCGUUGGUGCCGGUCGCCGGAAGUCUAAGCCUCCGGGCCGUGGAUUCGUGGCUGGUUUAUCAGAUGGUUGCAGCUUGUUUGAUGAUGCUUCUGGGGUGCACCAGUUUGAGUUUGAUCAUCAUCAUGGGGUGGUGGAGGAGUGGCACGUGGCAUCAGAGCACGGCGACUUUCAGCACAUUUUUCCGGCGAAGAGGAGGAGGAGCAGUACAUCAUCAAAUAGUCAACCUUGUUCAUCUUCUACUUUGUCUUGUAGUUGAAUUAUCCUCCAAGAAAAUAAGAAAAUGAUAGAAACACAACAAAAAAGGAAAAAAAUAUUUGCUAGUU
This is a messenger RNA of Coffea eugenioides, 728 nucleotides long. RefSeq names its product cyclic dof factor 4. The transcript has a single exon. Lineage: Eukaryota; Viridiplantae; Streptophyta; Magnoliopsida; Gentianales; Rubiaceae. The record is from RefSeq and is a predicted model, not a curated record. Gene Ontology annotation, molecular function: DNA-binding transcription factor activity; DNA binding. Bases 146 to 661 code for a protein of 171 amino acids. Gene Ontology annotation, biological process: regulation of DNA-templated transcription.